This is a messenger RNA of Guyanagaster necrorhizus, 1556 nucleotides long. RefSeq lists its product as uncharacterized. Gene Ontology annotation, biological process: negative regulation of transcription by RNA polymerase II; rRNA processing. The transcript has 5 exons. The record is from RefSeq and is a predicted model, not a curated record. Gene Ontology annotation, molecular function: DNA binding. The coding region runs from base 90 to 1244 and encodes 384 amino acids. Gene Ontology annotation, cellular component: nucleolus. NCBI's taxonomy places the organism in Eukaryota, Fungi, Basidiomycota, Agaricomycetes, Agaricales, Physalacriaceae.
CGAGCACAAGCUUUCGCUUGGACCUUCUUGCACUACAUAGCCAUUCUCAGUAACGACGGGCUUCCAUUCUGCGCUGUAAACGGCUCAGAAUGGUCUCCUUCCAUUGCAACGGAUGUGAUGAUGUUGUAACUAAGCCGAAGCUUAUGGCGCACUGGAACAGAUGUUAUGCCCAAGUUGAUUGCUUAGAUUGUAGCAAGACAUUCAACAACCCCGGGGAGUUCAAAAGUCACACAUCAUGUGUUAGCGAAGCAGAGAAAUACGAGAAAAGCAUGUACAAGGGACCUAAAGCCGGGCCCAAGAACCAUUACCCACCUCCAGAUAGUGCUCCAGCACCCUGCCCCCAAUCGUCGAGAGGUUCUUUCCGUGGCAGGGGUCGAGGAGGCUACAAUAAUGGGUGGGGAAGGCCUCAAAUUCCGGGGACAGGCGCGAACGGUACGCCUUUGGGCACACCGAAAGGCUCUCCACCGCCAGUCGACGCUAUCUCACUACCGCAAAAAAGGAAAGCCGAUAAGAUUGAGCAAACUAAGGUUGAAGUCGAAGACAACGGCGCGAUAUCAAGUACAAAAUCGUCGAAUGGUGACGAGUUGAAGCUCGUGAAGAAGUCCAAGAAGGAGAAGAAGAAUAAAGAGGAGGGAGCAACACGACCAACUACGAACGAUAAGGUGAAGAAGGAAAAGAGGAGCAAGCCCAAAGCUGGCGAGGAGACCGGUGUUGAGGAGCCGAAGACCAAGAAAGAAAAGAAGGAGAAGAACGGAGUCAAGGAAGGCCAGCCCGCGGAGGUGGAGGGCAGGAACGAGGAAAAGCAAAAGGAAAGGAAGGAGAAAAAGGAGAAGAAACAUAAAGUUAAAACGGUUGACGAGUCCUCGAAAAGGAAUGGUGAGGAAGAAACUGCGCCUUCAGCGGAAGACGAGUCAGGGAGUAAGUCAAAGACGGAGAAUCGGAAACACAAAGAGGACCGGAAGGAGGGGAAAAAGUCGAAGAAACGGACGCAUGAUUCGAAGGCGAGGACGGAAACAGAUGCAGAGCUCAAUGCCGUAAAUGUCGACGUUGCAGCUGAGUCGAGGAAGAGGAAGCGUGAGACCAAUGAGGAGGAGCGAAGUCAUCCCGUCGUCGAGGAGAAGGAGAAAAAGAGUAAAAAGGAGAAGAAAAGUAAGGAAGGGAAGGAGGGGAAAGGGCAUAAAAAGCAUCGUCGGUCGAUGGAGGGUGUCGUCGAGUUGGCGCCUCUCGUCGCUGUCGGUGCGUAAUCUCAGUUAAUUGAGCUGGUCUGUGUAUUUUUGGGAUAUUGUAGCCGUUGGGAUACACAGGAUGCACGUUGGGACCAUUGGUAUCUUAUCGCUCUCCACGUGAGCUACCGAUGGUGGACGCGCAAAAUUUAGCUUCCUUCUCAACGUCUUGCGGUGCCAAACAUGUUGAGGUAUUCUAACCGAGUCCGUUAUUAUAACGAAGUAACUCAAACCUAUUACUAUCCACGCCGGCUGACUUUCGACACCAUCAAGCCAGAUUCUCAUGAAAAUCACCAAAAUAUCAAUGUUAAUUAGAAACAACUCAAAAACAAA